Messenger RNA from Alternaria postmessia, 915 nucleotides. RefSeq lists its product as uncharacterized. Bases 1 to 915 code for a protein of 304 amino acids. The record is from RefSeq and is a predicted model, not a curated record. Lineage: Eukaryota; Fungi; Ascomycota; Dothideomycetes; Pleosporales; Pleosporaceae. The transcript has a single exon.
AUGACCUUCGAUACUUCCCUUGUGGACAUCAACCCGCCCUCAAACGUCAAUGCCUCCUUCUCAACUACGGACUCGGGCUCAACAUUGGACGUUCAACAAAACCCCACGCAGGCUACAAGUGCAAGCAACACCUCCAAUUCAGUCCAGCAUAUUCCAACUCAAGCUGCCUACGACCAAUGGGCUUCCAUCUACGAUACCGAUGGCAACAUGCUGCAAGCAAUUGACGAUCUGGAACUUCAACAAGCUCUUCCAGAAUUCUUGUCGCAAGUCAAGAACAGCAAUGUCACAAAAGAGAAGCUUCAUGUCCUCGACUUGGGAUGUGGGACUGGACGAAAUACAGGAAAGCUCGUACGCUAUGAUUGGAACGGAAAGAGCAUCGAAGUUACUGGUCUGGACUUUUCGCAGGGUAUGUUGAAUGUCGCCACUAAGAAGCUGGCUACGUCGAUUGAGGGUCAAGAGAAGGUGCGGUUAAGACUGAAGUGCUGUGACUGCUUUCCAACAGUCAACGAUCCAUCGACAUCCCCAUUGCCUGCUGUUCAAAACCUGGAGCCAAGUCAUGCAGUCAUCUCUACUCUAGUAUUAGAGCACAUUCCGCUAGAGGACUACUUCGCCACGUUGUGCACGUUGCUCUUACCAGGUGGUACAGCGCUGGUAACCAACAUGCAUGCAGACAUGGGUCGUAUCAGCCAAGCCGGCUUCGUCAAUGCACAUGGUGUGAAGGUUAGAGGAAGUAGCUACGUCUACACAGUUGGAGAGACUGCAGAGGCAGCCAGAGCUGCGGGACUUGAGGUGAUAAGUGUGAAUGAGCGAGAGAUGAGAAAGGAGGAUGUUGAGAGUGGUGCUGUGGGCGAGAGAGGGUGGAAGUGGGUUGGUAUGAAAGUUUGGUAUGGCAUGGUUUUCAGAAAGGUCUUGUGA